AUGAUUACUAUCGUCGGUUAUCCGCCGCUCACACUCUACCGUCUAACACGACUCUUCGCGCCGGAACAAUAUUUCACGCGGCCCGAUAGCGGCCGUGUAUACCACUUAGCGGACACAAUGCAACACGGCCGGUCUAUCGCGUACCCCGCUCACAGGCCCAGACAAUGGGGCAUCAGGCGGAGCGGCGAUCUGGAUACACGUGUAUGCUAUUUAGCGUUAGGCUUCGGCGCCCAAUUACGCGACUCCACCGUCCAUCACGGCCGAACGGGCGGGCGGUUCCCCGCCUUUUUUACGCGUAACGGAACGAAAAAACAAGAGGCGCGUCUGAGUAAUUUACCGACCGUCUCGCGCGAAGUAAUUAGGUCCACU
Messenger RNA from Iphiclides podalirius (scarce swallowtail), 369 nucleotides. NCBI's taxonomy places the organism in Eukaryota, Metazoa, Arthropoda, Insecta, Lepidoptera, Papilionidae. The record is from the annotation of a GenBank genome assembly.